Messenger RNA from Amaranthus tricolor (Joseph's coat), 1689 nucleotides. Its product is annotated as epimerase family protein SDR39U1 homolog, chloroplastic. Bases 319 to 1395 code for a protein of 358 amino acids. The record is from RefSeq and is a predicted model, not a curated record. The transcript is spliced from 13 exons. NCBI's taxonomy places the organism in Eukaryota, Viridiplantae, Streptophyta, Magnoliopsida, Caryophyllales, Amaranthaceae.
CCCAAAGACGUGACUCAGUCAAGUACCUCAAAUAUUUAUGCUCGAUCUCUAAAAAAUUGUUAUACUUUUAUUUUAGUCUGUCUAUCUUACAUUGCUCAAAUCCCAUUACCUCUAUACUUGAACCAAAAUGAGACUAGAAGAGCGGGAAAAAUAGGAGUCCAAUUUAUUGGACAAGUGAUAAAACAAACGUGGCUCAAAUUCUUACACGAUGGACAAAAUAAUACUCUACACAUCUCUUCUUCAUUGGUUUUGCGUUCCCUUUAUUUUUCUUCACCCACCCAAACGCACAAGAAUUUCUAGCUUUUUUUCUGUGCAUCAAUGGAGGUUUUAAGAGCCACUCUACCAUGGUGUUGGUCUUCUUCUAUCUCAAAGCCCCCUUCUUUACAAGCCAUUCCUCAUUUUCAGGGUUCAGAAAGCAGAAGAUUACGUCUAUGGUGUCUCAGCAAACAAAAUGAAUCUGAUCCUUCUUCUAAGGACAAUCAAAUGGUUGUAUCAAUAACUGGCGCUACGGGGUUUAUUGGUAGGAGAUUGGUUCAAAGAUUACAUUCAGAUAAACAUCAAGUUCGUGUUUUGACGCGAUCCAAAUCUAAUGCUCAACUAAUUUUUCCUGUGAACAAGUUCCCAGGCAUUGUAGUUGCGGAGGAGCCAGAGUGGAUUGACAACAUUAAAGGUUCAAAUGCAGUUGUAAAUUUAGCUGGGACACCUAUCAGUACAAGGUGGUCUCCAGAGAUCAAGAAGGAUAUAAAGGAAAGCAGAAUCAGGGUCACUUCUAAGGUUGUUAAUAUAAUAAACAACUUGGACGCUGAUACUAGGCCCUCUGCUCUGGUCAGUGCAACAGCUGUUGGUUAUUAUGGAACAAGUGAGACAAGGGUAUUUGAUGAAAAAAGUCCAUCAGGAAAUGAUUAUUUGGCUGAGGUUUGUAGGGAAUGGGAAGCCUCGGCUCUCCAAGUCAACAAGGAUGUAAGACUAGUACGUAUUCGCAUUGGGGUGGUUCUCGGAAAAGAUGGAGGGGCUCUUGCCAAGAUGAUUCCCAUAUUCAUGAUGUUUGCUGGUGGACCUAUUGGGACCGGAAAGCAGUGGUUUUCUUGGAUCCAUUUGGAUGACAUUGUAAACCUUAUAUAUGAAGCAAUACGAAAUCCAGCUUAUGAAGGCAUUAUCAAUGGAACUGCUCCAAACCCUGUCAGACUAGGAGAGAUGUGUGAUAAUCUCGGUGAUGUCCUAGGCCGGCCUUCAUGGCUCCCUGUGCCAGACUUUGCACUCAAGGCCGUUCUUGGCGAAGGUGCUUCAGUUGUUUUGGAAGGGCAAAAGGUUUUGCCGGUUAGAGCUAAGGAAUUAGGCUUUAUGUUCAAAUAUCCAUACAUAAGGGAUGCUUUGAAAUCUAUCUUAUCAUCAUAGAAAUGAACAAAACAACUUUCCUGAGGAAACUGCCUAUUCUUCAAUUUUUUUGGAUGAACAUACAAAAAAGUAUGACACAUUCUUUUUUUUCCCCAAUUGUAUAGCAGGCAGAGAAGUGUGUUUGUGUUAGGCUUCUCGCCUUGUUGUAGAUCGAUAAACACUCUGAUAUGAAGGCUUAGCGAUGUGUCUAAGCGCUCCUAGGUGAUUUGUUGAAAUUUGAUGUGAUUUCUUUUUUCAAUAAUCUGUUGAUCGAACGAGAAGUAUACAUUGCUUUUGCACCUCUUAACUGCGAAA